AUGAACAGAAGGAACCAAACACUGGGGUUAGAGAUUGUAGGACACCAUGGAUGUAAGAGAUGGGGACUUACUCAGUCCCUAGGCUCUUACAUGCAUCACAAAACCGACACACCAGUGAGGAAAACUUGUGUCUUGAGCUGCACGGAUGGGAUUGUAUUGCUUUAUAGCGAAACCCUAGAAGGUUCACCAAUGUAUCAUGUAGGAAACCCUUUGUUGCAACAAUGGGUUCAAAUCCCUCUUCCUCCACAUCUCACGGUUUUCGAUGUCGUGAGGUUACAAGAGAACAAGUUAUUCAGUGACACUGGAUUGGUAACAAAGAUGGAAAAGGGUAUUGUCGUGGGUUACAAGGUAGUGUGGAUGUUGGCCUCAUGUAUUGUAUCUACUAGACUCACUUUUUUGGUAUAUUCUUCUGAAACAGGAGUAUGGGAAACCAAAGAUGUGCAUUCUCUUCGUGUCUUGAUUUGGUUCCGACUAAAGUAUUCGGUUUCUUUGAACGGGAUUCUCCAUUGGCUUUCCUCUUAUGGUAACAACAUAGAUGCAAGUCAUGUUUUAUCCUAUGAUUUCUACAAUGGAGGUGAUGUGUGUCAUACAAUACCUUUUCCUGAUAUUCAAGAACAUCUACAAAGUCGGAGUUUCAAGAGAACAAUCUCAACGUCUGAAGGAUUUGUUGUGUAUUGCAACGUUUCUAGCUCGUAUAAUGGAUUCCCUACAAUCAAGGUUUGGAGGCUAAUCUCUACGGAUGAUCAUCCUAAUGCAUGGGAACUCUCGUGGGAAGUUAACCCGGAUUUCGAGUUCGGUGUUGAUUAUUUCCCUGUAGUGAUGCAUCCUUUGAACUAUGAGAUCAUAUACCUUUGGAGUAGGAACAUUAACGCUAUAGUGACGUUAAACUUGUUGACAUACAAGUUUACUCUUCACAGAGAGGAGUCAUCAUUGGAAGAUGAGGUGGACAACAAGUACUCUUUAGAUGGUUGCAUCAUGACAUGUAGUGGUUGCAAGGAGUAUAUGGACUCUAUCUACUCAAUUUAUGUCAAUGGUGUUUACCGUGGUACUCAUGAUCUCUACUUUUCAACGUGCGUGCUCCCACGCUGGCUAAAUCCGCUCCCUCGGCGUUCUUGA
This is a messenger RNA of Capsella rubella, 1116 nucleotides long. RefSeq names its product putative F-box protein At3g23950. The coding region runs from base 1 to 1116 and encodes 371 amino acids. The transcript has a single exon. The record is from RefSeq and is a predicted model, not a curated record. NCBI's taxonomy places the organism in Eukaryota, Viridiplantae, Streptophyta, Magnoliopsida, Brassicales, Brassicaceae.